AACAGAGUAAUCAGUUGAACGUAACCAAAAUUCAGAACUACAUCGAUACAUUAGAAUUGAAAACAAUCUGAGCAAAAUUAAAGGGGGCUGAUUUUGCGAAUAGAAUUAACUCAUCCCAAGAUGAAAUUAAACUUUAUACAUUAAUUUACGCAGUAAAUGACAAUAUGUUUACGCGUUACUAAGCAAACCGCGUGUUAUAAAUAUGGCGCUUCAGUUAACUUUUUUUCAUUUUACUUUGCUACUCACAGUCUCUGUAAUCACUCAUGUCUCAACUGGCGGAAUUGGUAAAAUUCAUAUUGGUGAAUCUCGAAAUUCAACCACUAGCAGUACCAAAUUUUAUAGCUGGCCGUAUUAUCAGAAGACAGGUCUCCUACCAAUAUAUUUAAGUGUCCAAAAUCAUAGCAUUGAUUCUGACGUUUUAGAUCUCACUGAAAAUGUAACUGUUUACUGUCAACAAGAUCCAAGCACCAAUGGGUUUAGUUUGGUUCAGUUCUCACCUUUAUACUUGAUCCCUCCUAUCACAGAAGGCUAUGUCUCAGUAGAAUUUCUACGUCCUGGUCGGCCUGUUAAUGUUCAAUGCUUCGGUACAUCUGAUCCUAUUGGUGCAUCAAGGAAUUUAAGCCUUAAUCCGCAGUUCUUAAAUGAUACAUCUCUCAGCAAACCCAGGUUGCUGGUUAUUAAGAAGUCACCAGUUGUAAAUAUUUGCAACUCUAGCAUCAUUAUUCCUUUAAGAAACCAAUCCAGAAAUAUAACUGGUGUUAUUAGUGCCAUGUUCAGUGAAUCAACUAUUUCUUCAGUAACUGUGGUUUGUCAACAAGAAGUGGUUUCUGAACAAGUAGUUUGUCAACAAGAACAGAAUGUUUCAGAUUGGAAUACCAUGCAGAUAAUGUUAGAAAAUUUGACUGUCCCUAACAAUUCCAAGUCAUUUGAAAUUUCAUACACAGUUAAAGAACUUGGUUCUCCAGUGCAAGUUUACUGUGAAGCUAACAGUAGUGAAGGAAACCAGUAUCUUCUUUCAACAUCAAGGGGAUAUCCAACACGUUUUCAACAAAAUCAAGUAUUUCUAAAUUUUCAUCCUUCAACCCUUAAAGUGAAAACUCUAUCAUUUCAGGUGUAUUUAAGUUACACAACUCUUAUUAUUGAAGAUAUUAUGAACUCUAUUAUCCAAUGUAAUGUGGUGACAGUAGAUUGCUCUCAAAGCAUUGCAGCAGUCUCAAAAUGUUUUCCAGUUCCAUCUGUGGCAAACAACACAUUUAAUGAUAGCAGUGGAAUUCAAAAGGAAAUUUCUGACAAUGUUUGGGAACUUGAUGAAAGAAUUUUUAAGGUUAACAAUGGACCAUUUUAUAAAUUAUUACAACUAAAAAGAACAAGUAUUGUGGAGGCUGACAUAAAAGAAACAGUGAAAAUAAACUGCUUUGUGGUCUCAGUACCAAACAUAAAUGCAACCUUCAGUGCAUUUGUCUCUUUAAAACCUUCUGUUGAAUAUAAUAUAUCAAGUAUCAGUUUACAACUAGAAGCACAUACGUUAAAUAAUAUCGACCCUCUAAGUAAGAAGUUUGUGCCAUGUUCUUGUGAUCUGAAAGGGAUGAUGUGUGACAUCAAUUGUUGCUGUGAUUCUGAUUGCCAAGAUUUCCAAGAAUUAAACUUGAAUCAGUGUCCUAAAGAAGAUACAGAGCAAAUUCUCUCGACUCACUUAUGUGAAACACAAAUGUCCUCGAGCAUAGUUUCUGAUUUAAAUUCUUGGUUCUGUGUUGUUAAGAAAGAUAAUGCUUUCCUUGGUAUAUACUACAACAACCAUCUGUUUAAUCUUGAUCCCACAUCUUUCAGAGAAAUAUGGUCUGAAACUUAUUCUUACAGAGAAAAAAAUACUCCUCAAAGUUCUUUGGAUGAAGGAAAUGAAAAUCUGAUAAAUAAUGGUCGUUCAUCAGCAACUAAUUAUUUACCUCAAAAGAUAUUCACUGGUCAAUGCAUUACAUCAGCUCCUCUCCCUUACCUUGUAAAUAUAACUUCUGAUUGCACUUCUAACAUAGACAAUGACAUCUGUUCAAGAAGUUCUGUAUUAAGUGCUAUGUCUUAUGUUCUGCCAACCUCACUAAUUGACUCAAAUUGUGUUGCACCUUCUAAUAAUAUUCUUACUGAUGUUAAUUACUUCUGUGCUAAAAAUGUAAAUUCCUAUGUAAAAACCUAUAACACUGCAGUCUAUGAUUGGAAAGAAGAGUUUAAUAAAUCUGUAAAUGGAAACAAACUUUUUGAAACACGUUGUUCUUGGGAUGACAGUUAUACAAAACCACCUGUUCCUACUGUUAAAAAAAGGCAAAAUGAAGUAUUUUGUGAUAAUGUUGUUCUUCAAGUUAAUUAUCAGUAUACAUGGAACAAAACAGGAAUUACUUUCUUAAAUGUAUCAAUUAUUCUGGGAAAUGUUUCUAUAUCCAAAAUUAAUCAAAGUAUGGAAGAAAGAAAUGUAUCUAAAACAGGAUCAAAUGAUAAUAACACCUGUCAAAAUGAAAGCAUCACUCAUUUAACACAACAUUUUCAAGUAUAUUACAUCAAUUAUAACCAAUCUGGAAGUAAACUUCCAAAUGGCCAAUCAGAAAAUCCAGGUUAUCUUCCUGGCAGACCCGUUCAGAGUGGAAUUACUAUUCUUAACAACACAAAAUCCUUCCUUUUUAUUGACCAAAACAGAACUCAACAAAUAUUUGUUUGGAAUCCAGAUCCUUCUGGCUUUUGUGCUCUUGCCGGCAAGAGACAGAUUAUGUUUGGUGAAGAUAUUUAUUCCAGUUGUUUUAUUCCUUUGAAACAAGUUGAUAAUUGUGAAACAUUAAGAAAAGAAGUUUUAUAUUUGCUGAACCGGCUGAUACCAGCUGAUAGAAUUGGACGUUUUCAACAUAACGAUGGAAGUAUUGAAUCCCACUGGAUUAAAAUACUUAGGCCAAAUAUCUCUGAAAUAUUUCCUGAUACAUCAAACAGUAGUAAUUCUAGAAAUAUCAAUAAUAAUUCUAACCAAACCAAUAUUUUUCACCACAUUUUAAUGCCAGUAACAUUAAAUGCUGCAUCAAAGAUUCAAGCUAGUUCUUGUGAUUUAAUGCCAGUUGGUAUUAAACUGAGCAUAAUGUAUGCUCAUACUGGUUAUGUUCAUGGCAUAGUGAUCAACGAAAUUAUUGGAGCAAAAAUUAGUUAUUCUUAUAACAACUGGACAUUUCAUUGCAAUGACUUGCAUUUAGUGUCCUGUUUUAUCAAACCAAAUAUCAAAGCAGAAACCAAAGAAGAUUCCCAACUGUUUACCCUGUCUGUUGCAGUUAAUUUUAUUCAUGUUCCACCGGUACCACCUAAACCAACAAUAAGGAAUUAUGAUUUCUACAAAAUAAAACAGUGCUGGAUGAACAGCUGUUGGCAAGAAAUCCUCUAUCCUUUAACGAUUCAAAAAACAUUUGAUGAGUAUGCUUAUAAUUUGGUCACAUAUCUUACGUUUCUCUUCAUUUCACUCAUUACCAUAACACAAUCUUGGUUUCUAUUAGACUUCUAAAAUUCAUAAAAGCUCAGUAAAAGACUUUUUUGUUGACACUAAUAAACAUGGGGUAGUAUUUUAGUCGAAGGCAUAUGGCCUAGUGAUUAAGCUCUUUGGCUCAUGAUCAUAAUGAUGUGGGUUCAGUUGCUCAACUAGGCAGUGUAUCCUUGAACAAGGCACUUCACGUUGCUCCAGUAUAUUACAACUGGAAAUGAAGUAUCAGUUUCAUACUGGUAUGGUUCUCCUUUUUUGGCUGCCACCUCCUGGAUGUUCCUCUGGGUCAAAAAACGGGAGCCUUGAGAGAGUUAAUAGUUGCUUGUGACUAAAUGAAUAGCAAAAGCAUGGUAAUGGGCUGGCCCUAAGUAUUGUAGCUGCUUUUAAAAUUUAAUUACUGAGUCGUUAAAUUUUUCGGUAUUUAUUAUGCUGGCCAUAUACAACGCCAACUCCUCUACAAACUUGUCUCAAAUGUCAACAUAUAAGGUAUAGAAACAUCACUCCAACCCAACAAAACAACAGAUUCUGAUCACCAUUUCUAGUUUGUUCUUACCAUUUCAAUGUUUUCCUUUCUACAUGAAUCAGCCCCAAGGUAUGGGGGGAAAUGACUAAUUACUUUAAGUCUCUUCCCAAAGACCAACAGAGACUUGCUCUCUUAAUGUUUCAUGUUGUUGUUGAAAAGUGGAGGUGCAAUGGUCCAGUGGUUAAGGCAGCAGGAUCGCAGUUUCGAUUUCCAGACUGGGCUUUGUUUAUUGAGUGAAAACACCUAAAUCUCCAUGACACUCCAGCAGAGGGUGGUGGUGAACCCUGCUUGUACUCUUUCACAACUUUCUCUCGUACUUGUAUUUCGAAGGAUCAGCCUUGUCAUACACUGAAUCUCCCGGAGAACUAAGUUAAAGGUACACAUGUCUGUGGUGUGCUCAGCCACUCGCAUGUUAAUUUCAUGAGCAAGCUGUUCCAUUGAUCUCACCAACUGGAACCCACGUCGUCAUAACCGACGGAGUACUACGUGUUGUUGAUAGCAAUGUUGCUUUCUUUGAUAUUAGCAAAACCUUUAACCAGGUCCAUCAUGAGAAAUUUCUCACAUCACCCAGUUCUGAACAAGGCAGUGUCUUAUAAUUAUAAGUUAUUAGAAUACACCAAACUAAUUUCAAGAAUUUAACUAUCCUUUUCCUGUUACAAUUAAUAGUCCUAUUUUUUACAAUUCUCUGUUCAAAAUCCUAUGUUCUGUUUUUCUAGCAUAAAAUUUUUUAGACUAUUAAUGUUUUUCAUGAAGCUCAAAUUAAUUUAAAGACCAUUAAAAUAGAUGUAUUUUUUUUCUGUCACAUUAAUAGUCCAAUGCGAAACAAAGUUAAUGCAAGGGUGUUACAAUACUUAAGCGUCACAAGAUAAUGUCACAUUCUCUUACAAAACUCAAGUGCAACCCACAGCAAAAUUGUUUCAUACACCCACAGCCUAGAAUGUUGCCAUUUUUAAGUGUUUAAUUUAUUGAUAGUUUGUUCAACCAUGGACAACGAACAUUAAAUAAAAUAGAUUUAGUACAUUGUUUUCCUAAUAAAAGUGGGGGGGAAAACUUUACAACUUUGUUUUAUACACACCCCUAAUUUUUAUCUUGAUUUGGUAGAAGGUGGAGGAAAAAUAGUAUACAUAACACUGAGUUUUG
This is a messenger RNA of Octopus bimaculoides (California two-spot octopus), 5162 nucleotides long. RefSeq lists its product as uncharacterized. NCBI's taxonomy places the organism in Eukaryota, Metazoa, Mollusca, Cephalopoda, Octopoda, Octopodidae. Gene Ontology annotation, biological process: cilium assembly. The record is from RefSeq and is a predicted model, not a curated record.